Messenger RNA from Tachysurus fulvidraco (yellow catfish), 2099 nucleotides. RefSeq names its product WAS/WASL interacting protein family, member 1a (gene wipf1a). NCBI's taxonomy places the organism in Eukaryota, Metazoa, Chordata, Actinopteri, Siluriformes, Bagridae. The record is from RefSeq and is a predicted model, not a curated record. Bases 219 to 1928 code for a protein of 569 amino acids. The transcript has 8 exons. Gene Ontology annotation, molecular function: actin binding.
CGGCUGCAUCAGAGACAGGAAGUGCAAUGGAACAGUGUGCACAACAGUGAUACUUCUCUGUGACUUCUGACUUCAACCACGGGUGAGUCCAUCUUCUCCUCAAAUAGAUUGAGGGGAAACUCUGGAAACAGCAGGAAGGAAAGGGAAGCUUUGGAAUCCAGUGAGGCAUCCCUGCUGUCAAAGCUACAGCUUGAGUGAGUGAGCAGACCGGACAGAAUAUGCCUGUUCCUCCACCCCCACCAGCUCCCCCGCCUCCAACCUUUGCUUCGGCAAAUAUUGAAAAACCAAACCUGUCCAGAACUGAACAACAUGGAAGAAAUGCUUUACUCACAGAUAUCUCCAAAGGCGCCCGCCUAAAAAAAACUGUCACCAAUGACCGUAGUGGUCCAAUACUCGAUAAGCCCAAAGGUGGAGGCGGAGGCGGAGGAGGAGGUGGUGGUGGUGGUGGUGGUGGUGGAGCCCCAGGUGGACUUGGGGGACUGUUUCAGGGUGGGAUGCCAAGACUAAAAUCUGCAGGAGGUGGCCCUGCAGCCAGGCCACCUAUGCCACCCACUGGAGGGAGAUUCCCAGCACCAAGUGGAGGAGCUCCUCCUCGUUUGCCUGACACUCCUGGGCGAACAAAUAUGAACAGGGGCAGUACUCCACCUGUGCCUUCCCCUUCAUCUGCCUCUCCACGUAGUUCACAUACUGGUGGUCCUCCAUCUUUACCUGGAGGUCGAUUCCCAAGCUCCCCUUCAACACCACCAGUACAACCAGGACGGCGCCCCAGUAUUCCUGUAAAUCCUGCUCCCCCUGGCAAUCAAACAUCUUUUCCACCUCCACCUGUUCCGUCUAGCGCCCGUCCAUCUUUUAAUGCAUUUUCUUCUGGAUCCUCAAAUGAUUUUCCCCCUCCACCACCAACGGUUGGAGGAAACAGGUCCUCGUUACCUCCUGUUCCCUCAGGUGCCCGGCCUCAUUUUUCCACAACCAGCUCAGAUGAUUUUCCCCCUCCGCCACCACUGGGAGGAGGAAACAGGUCAUCGCUACCACCACCUCCUGUUCCCACAGGUGCCCGGCCACAGUUUUCCACAGCAAGGUCAGAUGAUUUUCCCCCUCCACCGCCACCUGCAGGAGGAAACAGGUCAUCAUUACCACCUCCUGUUCCCUCUAGUAUCCGGCCUCACUAUUCCGCAGGCAGCUCUGAUGAUUUCCCCCCUCCUCCACCAUCCACAGGUGCGCAUAGGCAAUCAUUACCUCCAGUUCCCCCUAGUAGCCACCCUCCAUUUCCUACACCUGCUUCUAUGUCAGAUGAUUUUCCCCCUCCACCACCAUCUGUAGGAGGAAGUAGAAAGUCAUUUUCUGGUGAUGGGUCAUCACUACCACCACCACCCCCCUCAGGAAAUAAACCAGGACAAAGAUCUGUGGGUGGUGGCCCACCACCACUCCCUUCAGGAAGAGGAGAUCUGCCGCCACUACCCCCUACACCAGCAAAGGAGCCAACCAGUACAGCUCCUAAAAGAAAUUCUUUCAGUAACCCACCACCUGUCCCACGGACUGGGGGGUCUGCCCCACCACCACCUCCACCCAGUUCAAGACCCCCACAAGCAGGAAAAGCCCCAUCUAUACGAUCUAAUCCUCUUCCACCUCCACCUCCAGGGGACAGCAGAGGAGGUCCUCCACCUGUACCUCCUCCUAAUCACCCUAGUGGUACUAGAGGAGCUGGCAGACCUCUUCCUCCACCAGAUAAGCCUGGGGCUUCCAUGGGCAACGGCUACCAGAGCUCACCUCAAAACAGCACAAAUGAAUGGGAGACGAGGUUUUCCUUCCAUGCAAUUUCUGAGCUGCCCCCACCUGAUCCUUACAUUCCCAGCGUUAAGACAUACCCCAGCAAGUCUGGAUCAUUACCAAGGGAAAGAGGAGCUCCUCCAUUGCCUCCACUACCCAGAUAAACAAAAAUCAUUCAUGCCGCUGCUGUAUUACUAUUCAUUUCUUAAGCACAGCCUCAAAGUACUUUUCAGAAUGUGGCUGAGUUUUUUUAAAUCCACAUGCAUGUAAGAGUGUGAUCUCUCUCCCCCUCUCUCUCUCUCCUUCACACACACACACACACACACACACGCACA